Messenger RNA from Rhopalosiphum maidis (corn leaf aphid), 2689 nucleotides. Its product is annotated as CCR4-NOT transcription complex subunit 2-like. NCBI's taxonomy places the organism in Eukaryota, Metazoa, Arthropoda, Insecta, Hemiptera, Aphididae. Gene Ontology annotation, biological process: regulation of stem cell population maintenance; regulation of DNA-templated transcription; nuclear-transcribed mRNA poly(A) tail shortening. The transcript is spliced from 7 exons. Bases 860 to 2251 code for a protein of 463 amino acids. The record is from RefSeq and is a predicted model, not a curated record. Gene Ontology annotation, cellular component: CCR4-NOT core complex; P-body.
CACACACACACACACACACAAAAACACUAUCGUCCCCGCUCGGCCGUUUCGCAAAAGUCCACCAUACGAUCUAUUAUAUUUAUAUAUAUAUAUAUAUUGUUAAAAUACAACACGAGACCGUUGCCGACCCGCACCAGUGCACCACCAGGACAUCGUCAAUCGUCAUCAUAUCGUCAUCAUCAUCAUCAUCAUCGACACCACCGCCGCCGCCGACACAACUGCUGUUGCUCGAGUCGCGCGUCUAGUCCGCGAGAGUUGUUACCAAACGUUACGUUCUUUCGGCAACUCUGGUUUUUUCUUUUUUUUUUGCCCAUCAUUUUUUUCUUUGCAUCACGCCGUCGUGUCACCGACCACUGUGCCGAAAUCGUUUCUCUACAAUAACUAUUUACCUUCAAUCACAUAUUUUUGUACAUUUCGAGUCCGCCGCCGCCGCGUCUUAGCGUGUUUGUGUGUGAGUGGAUAUAUAUAUAUGUGUGUGUGUGUGUGUAACUGUACGCUUUCGGCACCACACGCCGCCACCGCUUAACACGGUAAAUCGCGCGCCAACAUACGGACCGUGCGUCGGUGCCAAAACGACAUCGUCAACAACAACAACAACAACAACAACAACGACAACAAUAACAACAAGGACGACCGCGUCAACACGGACGACAGUUUUUGCUUUUGAGCGCACUGGCGCUGGUGCCAGGCAUGUCGGCCACCGAACGUCGUUGAACGGACCGACAGAGAGCCGUCACCGCUCGCGCAAUUCAAUUUGCGAGCAUCUCCCCCCCGAGAGCAAGCUGAAUAUAAGACGUGUGCUUAGGCACAUUACAAAGUUAACAACAGGCGCAACAGUGGCUACCGCGGCAGCAAGCAAAUGUUUACACCACAACACCAACAGCUGUCGCCUAAUCGGGCGUCAAUCAACAUGCAGUCGCCACAAGCCAGUAACCUAUCGAGAGGUAUAUUUCAGAGAGGCGGGUUUGCGACCAACCCCGGAGCAGAUAGGCGAAAUCAUAUGCCGGGUAUCGCAUCACUCAUGCAAGAAUGGAGUUCAACAUCAUUGGCGAAUAACGCAAUGAAUAACUAUGGUGGGUCAAGUUCUAGUAGCAGUCGAUCUACGUCUGGCUACAACUUGUCUUCCCAGCAUGGUUUUCAUUCGGCAUUCGGCAGCAACCAUGUUGACAAUGGCAAUGCAGCACCUCCUAUACUGGACCCGUCUGAGUUUCCUUCUCUCACCACUGGACGUAUAUCCGGCAGUGGGCAAGGAGAUAAUGUCGGUGUUCUACAUUCCAGCACAAUGCCUGCAGGAAAACCUUAUGGUAAACAUUCACCAUUCAAAUCAUUUGAUCAGCUGUUUAGUAUGGGGAUGGUGAAAGCACCGACGUCUGAAACGAGCGAAUUUACAAUGAGUAGUAAAGACUUCCCAGCAUUGCCUGGUACGCAACCUCUCAGUGUUACAACUACCUCGUCUACGACAACGGAUCCAAACCAACAGUCCUCAACAACAACUUCUGGCUCGACGACCAUUUCAUUAGAUCAAAAUGGAAUGCAAUCGUCUACUGACCAUCUGUCAGAUCAGAGACUGAACAACCUGAAUAGCCAAUCGGACAAUAAUUCUCAAGAAAAUGGAGACUCGGGAACCAAAAAAGGAGUGCAAACAUUGCCUGAUGGUAAAGUGACUAAUAUACCUGGUAGUAUGGUGCGUGAUCAAUUUGGUAUUGUUGGUUUACUGACAUUCAUCAGGGCAGCAGAAUCUGAUCCCAAUUUGGUAUCAUUGGCUCUUGGACAAGAUUUAACUGCGCUAGGGCUAAACUUAAACUCACCUGAAAAUAUUUACCCAACUUUUGCUGGCCCUUGGGCAGACGCCCCAUGCCGGCCGCAAGAUGUUGAAUUCCACGGACCGCCUGAGUACAUUAUUAAUCAUGGAAUCAGGGAUAAGUUAGCGCAAGUCAAGUUAUCCAGGUAUAAAGAAGACCUGUUGUUCUACCUCUUUUACACUAAUUAUGGUGAUGCGAUACAAUUGGCAGCGGCUAAUGAAUUAUAUUCUCGAGAUUGGCGUUAUCACAUGGAAGAGCGCGUAUGGAUUACGCAAGCGCCUGGAUUGAGUUUAAUAGAGAAAACUAGUACAUAUGAACGGGGCACAUAUUAUGUGUUUGAUGCGCUCACGUGGCGUAAAGUGCCCAAGGAAUUUCUGUUGGAGUACAGCAAGUUGGAAGGUCGACCCACUGUACCAAAUGUGCCGCUCACCACCCCUAAUCUACUCUGACACAACGAGCACCGUCGGGGCGUAGACGCACUGCCAACCGCGACCGAACCUGACGUACACCAGCCCACGACGGUCGUUCUCAAUGCAGCCAUCGUCAACUCCUAAAAACCCCUUCUCACUCCCAAUACCCCAAGUAUAUAUAAAAUACCUACAGAACAAUACUUUCUGCCCCUUCCCACAACAAUACACUUCUAUGAAAUAAAAAUUAUACAAGUAUUUAUAAUAACCGAUAGAUUUGCUGUCAUUUUUUCUGGUGAAUACACUCACACCAUAAUAAUUUAACAUUUAUUAUAAAUAAAACAAAGUUAUUUAUAGUCAUUUUAUAAAAGAAACUUACGUACAAUUUUGUAAAGACAAAAUAAGCAAAGAAAAAAAUCAUUCUUCAUUUAUUAAGAUAAUGUUAUUUGUUUUUAAGUUGAUAAAUAAAAUUUUGAAACA